Aureococcus anophagefferens is the source of this 3684-nucleotide messenger RNA. RefSeq lists its product as hypothetical. The record is from RefSeq and is a predicted model, not a curated record. The transcript is spliced from 5 exons. Gene Ontology annotation, cellular component: nuclear pore cytoplasmic filaments; nuclear pore. Gene Ontology annotation, molecular function: structural constituent of nuclear pore. Bases 1 to 3684 code for a protein of 1227 amino acids. Gene Ontology annotation, biological process: post-transcriptional tethering of RNA polymerase II gene DNA at nuclear periphery; protein import into nucleus; RNA export from nucleus. NCBI's taxonomy places the organism in Eukaryota, Pelagophyceae, Pelagomonadales, Pelagomonadaceae.
AUGCCGUCGCUCACCUUCGACGGCCGCGAGGUCAUCGUCACCCUGCCGGCGGCCUACGAGAAGGACGCGCGCGCGACCUGGCCCACGGUCUACGUCUGCGAGAGCGACGGCGAGCUCUCGGGCGCCUUCGCGGAGGCGGCCCGCGCCGGCAAGGAGGCCAUGGUCGGCGUGCCGGGCCGCAACUGGUACCCCGAGUUCAUCGUCGUGGGCAGCAGGUGCGAGGCCUACCGGCCGCCGGACUUCCGGCGGACCGCGGACCUCGUGCGCGUCGUCGAGGGCAAAUUCCGCGUCAAGCCCUACGCGAGCGGCCGCGCCGUCGUCGGCUUCGGCGAGCACGCGCCCGUCGCGGCGCUCGCGCCGCCGUUCGACGCCGUCUUCGGCUGGGUCCUCAUCGGGUCGCCGCCCGCGGCGCCCGCGGGCGCGGAGAAUGCGAGCAUCCACAAAGAAGGCGGCGUCUACAUCUGCCAGGGCGCCGACGAGUCGGAGCCCCGGAGGACCUGGGCGGCGUCGCUCUUCGCGGCGCUGGCCCGGACGCGGGGCGCGGCGGCGAGGAAGACCGUCGUCAAGGUCGACUGCACCACGGGCGAGCAGACGCAGCAGGACGCCGUCCUCGCCGCGCCGGCGGCGGGGCUCGACCGCCUCGCGCACGACCUCGUCCCGGGCGCGGCCUUCAAGGACGCGCUCCGGCCCUUCGCGACGCGCGGCGCGGCCUGGCUCGCCGCGCACCACGAGAAGCAGACGGCGACCUUCGGCGCGUCGACGACGACGUCCUUCGGCGGCUUCCCGCCCGCGGGCGGCGCGGCGCCCGCCUUCGGCGCGGCCCCGGCCUUUGGGGCCCCCGCGGCGCAGCCGGCCUUCGGCGGCUUCGGCGCGCCGCCGUCGACGCCCGCGGGCCAGCAGCCCGGCGCGAGCCUCUUCGGCGGCGGCGGCGGCGCGACGAGCGCCUUCGGCGCCGCGCCGCAGACGUCCGCCUUCGGCGCGCCCGCGCAAGCGUCCGCGUUCGGCGCGCCCGCGAAGACGCCCUUCGGCGCCGCGGCGCCCGCGGGCGGCAUGUUCGGCUCGGCCGCGGCCCCGGCGACGCCCGGCGGCGCCUUCUCCUUCGGCCAGCCCGCGGCCGCGAGCCCCUUCGGCGCGGCCGCGGCGCAGAAGACGUCGCCCUUCGGCGCGCCCGCGGCGUCGGCGUUCGGCGCGCCCGCGACGUCGGCCUUCGGCGGCGCGGCGGGCGCCUUCGGCGCGGCGGCCCAGGCCGCCGGGCCGGGCACGGGCAACCCGCCCUACGUGCCCACCAAGGACAACGAGCAGCAGACGAACGGCAAGCGCACGGAGAUGGUCUACCACUGCGUCGUGUCCAUGCCCCAGUACCGGGGCAAGUCCUUCGAGGAGCUGCGCUUCGAGGACUACCGCGCGGGCAACAAGGGCCGCGGCGGCCAGCCGGCCAUGGGCGCCCUGGGGGGCGCGGCCGCGUUCGGCCAGCCCGCGGCCGCGCCGUCGGCGUUCGGCGCGCCCGCGCCCGCGCCGGGCGGCUUCGGCGCGCCGUCGGCCUUCGGCGCCGCGCCCCCGGCGCCCGGCGCGUCGACGUUCGGCGCGUCGCCGGGCCUCUUCGGCGCCGCGGCCGCGGCGUCGCCCCUCGGCGGCGGUCUGGGGGGCCUCGCGGCGCCGCCCCAGGCGUCGCCGGCGGCGCUGAGCCUCAAGACGGACCCCUACGGCGCGGGCCUGUCGAACAGCGGCCUCGGCGCCGUCGAGCGCGGCUUCGCGGCGCUCGAGCGGCGCGGCGCGGCGCUCGAGGCGCGGCUCAAGGACGUCGUCGGCGUGUCGGAGACGGCCGCGGCGGGGCUCGAGGAGCGGACGGCGGACCGCGCGGCGCUCAUGGCGGACACGCGGCGCGCGGCGACGGGCCUCGGCCUCGACGCGCCGGGCGGCCGCCGCGCGCUGAGCUUCGGCGGGUCCCUGGGCCUCGGGGGCGCCCGGGUCGCGCCGCGCGGCGACCACACGCCGAGCCGCGCGGCGCGGCCGUCGCUCGCGACGCCGUCCAAGGACGCCGCGCCGUCGCCGUCGGCGUUCUUGAGCCUGAGCCACCGGCGCCUCGUCAUCGACCCGGAGGCGCGGUCGACGCCCGGGCGCCGCACGUCGCGGCCCUUCGGGGGCGACGCGCCCUCGAGCCACCCGGCCAUCGAGGCCGCGCCCGCGCCCGCGCCCGCGCUCCUCGGCCCGCCGCCGCCGCCGGUUUCCGGUUUAGCCGCGCCGCCGACGCUGCUGGCGCUGUCGCCCAACGGCGGGCCGCCGCCGGCGUCCGCGCGGAGCUCGACGUCGGCGGCGCCGACGUCCGUAUCGCUGCGCCCGCCGCCCACGGCGUCGCGCCGGUCCAUGGACGACACGCCGGGGCCGAACCGCUUCGUGUCCGCGUUCGGCGAGUCGUCGCGCGCGUCGUCGACGCCGUCGCAGCAGCUCGACCGCGUCUUCGCGGAGAACGGGAGGAGCCCGGGGGGCGGCAUCGCCCUGUCGGACAAGCCGCCGGGCGACGAGGCCGCGCGCGAGCCCUCGCGCGAGGCCGGCGACCCGCUCGACGACGACGACGUGAACCCGAACGCGCCCAAGCUCGUCAAGGUCGGCUUCGUCACGGAGCCGUCCAUGGCGACGCUCGAGAAGAUGUCCGACGACGAGCUCGCCGCCGUCCACGGCUUCGCGGUCGAGCGGCCCGACUACGGCCGCGUCGAGUGGCUCGGCCGCGUCGACGUCCGCGGCGUCGACCUGGACCGCGACGUGCGCAUCUGCGAGCGCGACGGCCCGCCGGAGGUCGAGGUCUACGACGACGGCGACGCGCUCUCGAAGCCGCCCGUCGGCUCCAAGCUCAACCGCGCGGCCGUCGUGACUCUGCACAAUGUGGGACCGGCUAGGCCGGACCUCGCGUCCGACGACGACCGCUCCAAGUGGCGCAAGCGCGUCGAGAAGGCGACGAAGAAGAUGGGCGCGGCGCUCGUCGACUACGACGUCGCCGCCCGCGAUGUGGAGAUGCAGGCCGCGGCCACGGAGCUGCCCACGGUCCACGCGACGGUCGUGCCGCCGUCGCAGCCCAUCGUCGUCGCCGCCCAGCCCGUGCCCGUGACGGCGCAGAUCGUCGGGCAGCCCCCGGGCGCGCCGCCCGGCGGCUUCGUCGUCGCGGCCGCGGCGGCCCCGCGGCCGGCCCCCGGCCGCUGGAUCGUCUCGACCUUCGAGCCCCUCUGCGACGGCUUCAGCUGCUGCGGCCCGCCCGAGCACAAGGCGUCCUGCCAGCUCUGGUGGUGCGCGUGCUGUCUGCCGUGCGUCGUCAUCGGCCAGCUCAGCGAGCGCGUCGUCCGCAAGGGCUCGUACCGCGGCACGUUCUGGCUCUUCGGCGCGUUCGUGCUCGGCGAGAUCGUCAAGAUGGCCAUCGGCCCCCUGGGCCUCGCGCCCUUCUACUCGCUCGAGCUCGCCAUCGACCUCCUGGUCUGGGCCAUCUACGCGCACUACCUGCUGAAGAUCCGCGCGCGCAUCCGCGAGCGCGACCAGAUCCCGGACGACGGCAGCCUCGCCGAGUGCUGCUGCGCCUACUGGUGCAACCCCUGCGUCCUCUGCGCGACGGCGGGCCACGACCUCAAGGUCGCCGGCCAGCUCUACGCGCCGACGGAGAACGGACAGAUGGGCGGCCGGACGCUCAGCUGCUGCUAA